AUUCGACGACCAGACUUCGCAACUUCUCCACUUCACUCCGAGCUUGCAGACCGGUCGAGAUGGCCAAAGUCGAUACUACUGACAGGCUCAAUCGGCUUCGGAAGCUGAUGAGCCAGCACAAGGUAGAUAUCUACAUCGUGCCAUCUGAGGAUGCUCAUUCGUCCGAAUACAUAGCUGCCACCGAUGCCCGACGAGAGUUCAUUUCUGGCUUCACGGGAUCUGCUGGUACGGCAAUCGUAUCGCUCGACAAGGCUGCUCUCGCCACGGAUGGACGAUAUUUCAAUCAGGCCGGUCAGCAGCUGGAUGAUAAUUGGGAGUUGUUGAAGCAAGGCUUGCAAGACGUUCCAACAUGGCAGGAAUGGACAAUCGAUCAGGCUGAGGGAGGCAAGACUGUUGGUGUAGAUCCGACGGUUCUGACGGCACCUGAAGGUCGGAAACUCGGCGAGAAGAUCAAGAAGAAGGGCGGUAAAGAGCUGGUAGCGAUCGCAGAAAACCUGGUCGACCAGGUAUGGGGCAAAGACAAGCCGGCGCGACCCAACGAACCCGUUAGAGUGCUGGGGACCGAAUAUGCUGGCAAGCCGUUUCAAGAGAAGAUCGAAGAACUGCGGAAGGAGCUCGAGAAGAAGAAAGCCGCGGCGUUUGUUGUGAGCAUGCUGGAUGAGAUUGCAUGGCUGUUCAAUCUUCGGGGCAACGACAUCCCGUACAACCCGGUCUUCUUCUCCUAUGCUGUGAUCACGCCCGAGGAGGUGACGCUAUACAUUGACGAGACGAAGCUACCGGGGGAUGCCAAAACGCAUCUUGAAGGGGUAAACAUCCGUCCAUACGAAAGCAUAUUCUCGGACAUCACUGCUUUGGCUGCAUCAGAGCCAUCAACGAACGGCUCGACAAAGUCCAAGCGGAAGUAUCUGCUCUCCACCAAGGCCUCAUGGGCACUCUCCCGCUCGCUGGGCGGCGAGGAAAACGUCGACGAAGCUCGAUCGCCAAUCGCAGAUGCCAAAGCCAUCAAGAACGCAACAGAGCUGGACGGCAUGCGCAAUUGCCACAUUCGCGACGGCGCAGCUCUGAGCGAAUACUUCGCAUGGCUCGAGAACGAGCUUGUCGCGAAGCAAAACACCACUCUGGACGAAGUCGCCGGCGCCGACAAGCUUGAACAGAUCCGAAGCAAGCACGACAAGUUCGUCGGCCUGUCCUUUGACACAAUCUCCUCAACAGGCGCGAAUGCCGCUGUGAUCCAUUACAGUCCUCAGCCUGGUAGCUGCAGCAUCAUAGACAAGGACAAAAUCUACCUCUGCGACUCGGGUGCUCAAUUCCUCGACGGCACAACCGAUACCACCCGCACGCUACACUUCGGCACACCCACAGAUCAAGAACGCGAAGCAUACACCCUCGUGCUGAAAGGUCACAUCGGUCUCGAACUGGCGGUCUUCCCCAAAGGCACCUCUGGCUUCGCUCUCGACACUCUCGCUCGGCAACAUCUCUGGCAAUACGGGUUGGAAUACCGCCACGGUACCGGCCAUGGCGUCGGCUCAUUCCUCAACGUCCACGAAGGUCCCAUCGGCAUCGGCACGCGAAUCCAGUACUCAGAAGUACCACUGUCAGUAGGCAACGUCAUCUCCAACGAGCCGGGCUACUACGAAGACGACAAUUUCGGAAUUCGAAUCGAGAAUAUCGUCAUGGUGAAGGAGGUCAAGACGAAGUACAGAUUCGGAGACAAGCCGUACUUUGGAUUCGAACAUGUGACGAUGGUGCCGAUGUGUAGGAAGUUGGUGAAUGUGGAGCUGUUGAGUGAGAAGGAGAGGGAGUGGUUGAAUGCGUAUCAUGCGGAGGUUUUGGCGAAGACUGCGCCGUUCUUCAAAGAGGAUGAGUUGACGAGGAAGUGGUUGGAGAGGGAGUGUCAGCCGUAUUAA
This is a messenger RNA of Zymoseptoria tritici IPO323, 1907 nucleotides long. Its product is annotated as peptidase M24. Lineage: Eukaryota; Fungi; Ascomycota; Dothideomycetes; Mycosphaerellales; Mycosphaerellaceae. The transcript has 2 exons. The record is from RefSeq and is a predicted model, not a curated record. Gene Ontology annotation, molecular function: metalloaminopeptidase activity. The coding region runs from base 60 to 1907 and encodes 615 amino acids.